Molecule: messenger RNA, 1548 nt
Organism: Bombyx mori (domestic silkworm)
Lineage: Eukaryota; Metazoa; Arthropoda; Insecta; Lepidoptera; Bombycidae
Exons: 6
Coding region: 65-1462 (465 amino acids)
Biological process (GO): hemocyte migration
Cellular component (GO): membrane
Molecular function (GO): growth factor activity
Source: RefSeq, a predicted model, not a curated record
ACGUUAACAAUGAAUAGCACGCGCUAUAUGCUGCGUACAGAUAGCGCGUUAUUUUAAUAGCGCUAUGUUCCCUGCCACUAGCCUGUUUUGCCAGUUCCGAUCACGGCGCGCACGCAAUAUGCUGUGUCUAUCGUUAUUCUUGGUGCUCCUUACGACUCCCAUAUGGACCUAUGUUACCGAAACGCCCUCUUUCAUUGAUCGUCUUGGCAAACUUUACGAGAAACUUGAAAAAAUCACAAUAGCACCCACGCCAGAUAAUUUCGGAUCGAAUUCUAAAGAUAAGCUUUACGCGAAGCUGGAGAGAUUUAACGCGUUGUCGCCCGAUAAAUUCGAGUUGUCUGAUGAAGAAGAAGAGUUGAUAUCUACUAUGGAGAAGUGGGGGCUCAGUGCUGAUCAAAUGGAUAUUAUAGUGAAGGAAUUGCAACGGACCAGGGAGGAUGAUGAAGAGAAAAUUGAGAGAAAUGAAGAAUACAACGACGAGGAUGAGUUGCUGAAAGAUCUUUCCGAAGGCGACUACCUAAACGACAAAGACUGGGAGACUGAGGACGAGGUCACAUUCUCUACAUCCAAGCCACUUCUCGGAACCAUGCCCUCGGCAUUCACUAAGACCACCUACAAAAAGACUAUCAUAUCAGCCGCUGAACCGAUCGCUUUGACGAAUGAGAGACCCAGAAUCUUGGAUGAAACAUCAUUAACCAAAUUGGGAACGCAGCUUCGUCAGGAGGCGUUCGCUAACGCGGCCAAGUUCAUCAGGGAGAGUAGAUGUCACACUCCACAAGCUCGCUGGCUCACCGUCCGGCAGAUGGCGCCCGCCGCGGAUACAAACUACAUGCCCUCGUGUGUCCGGCUCCACCGUUGCACUCCUGACUCCGGCUGUUGUACCAACGACGCUGACAUAUGCGCACCCAUCGAAGGGAAAUAUGUCGCAUUACCAUUUUAUUUACACAAAGCAGACGGUAACACGAACGUGGCCAGAAUGGUGUUCUACAACCACACUAAAUGCGCCUGCGUCUCCAGAGAGACUCUGCAGACGACUAUCAGAACCAGGAUCGAGAGCAAGCCCGAGCCUGAGCCAAGGAGAGACCUGGCCAUCGAAAGUCAAAACGACUGGAGGAUGCCCACGGAAGCUCCGAAGCUGGACAGCGAGGAGCCAACAGCCCCUCCACAACUACGCAGAUGCACCUGUCCGACUUUGUUCUUGAGUACACCAGAGAACGGCUCUUGCUCUUGCAUCUGCGACUGGCCCGAAGCCGCCCGUCGGAGGGACUGCCUGUCCCUCGCGCGAGGCAAGGAGCACUUCGGCCUCCGAGACCGCGUCUGCGUAGCACAAGGACACUGCAACCAGCCGUCCUGUGAAUACGGAUCUUACGACAAAACUAACGGGAUAUGUCCUCUGCGCAGAUUCAGAAGACUAAGGUUCCAUCGUGUUAGGCCACAGCCGGAGAAAACCAUGGUGGUUUGAUUGCAGUAUUCAUAGUUUUAUUAUUAAGAAUAAAUCAACUUGUAAGAUAAAAAGGUGAGGCUCCCCUUUAAUGUAAUUGUCCGAAA